GUCAACCUGCGCUGGGUGAGGCCUCUUCCUCCGGCUUUGCAGAGCGAUACCGAGAAGCAGACAGGUUUAGAGUGGGCUCAGGCCACAGCGCGUGCGGUGAGGAUACUGCUGGACAGCGUAGUGCUGGCUAGAUGGUUCCCGUAGGCUUCCGGUGACUCGUUCUAUCCAAGAAAGAGUGACAAACAAGAAAAAAUAAAUAAAAAAGAGCCUGGAGUGCGGAGCGGGAUAUGAUCCAGCUCGGCCUUCGCAGGGCUGCGCAGCUAUUCAGAAACAAUCCCCAGCCUUGGCGAGCCGUUCACGUAGCAGGCACCAAUGGCAAAGGCACAGUCUGUGCCUAUCUGUCGGCGUUGCUGCACAGCGCCGGCAUCACCUGCGGUCGCUUCACGUCGCCACAUCUAAUCGACAAGUGGGACUGCAUAACCAUAAACGAGAAGCCCGUAUCAGAAACCCUGUUCCGCGAGGUCGAGGCAAACGUGUUGCUACGAAACCGUGAGGAGAACAUCGACGCGACUGAGUUCGAGGUGUUGACAGCUACGGCCUUUGACAUUUUCACCCACGAGAAUGUGGAGGUCGGUGUUGUCGAGGUUGGGAUGGGCGGUCGAGAUGAUGCUACCAACGUCCUCAAGUCCAAAUCUCUCACCAUUAUAACCCGUAUCGGGCUCGACCAUCAAGCUUUCCUUGGGAACACCGUCGAGGAAAUCACCCGCCACAAAUGCGGAAUCUUUGUCAAGGAUGUGCCUGUGAUUUACAGUGCUGCCAACCCUCCUUCCGUGGUCGACGUCAUCCAAGAUGCAGCCUCCAACGUGGGAGCUGGUCAGCUGUGGGCCGUGGAUGCUAAUUCAGGACUGCCCACCAUGGAAGGCGACAAGUGGCAGCAAUUUCUUGAAUCUAUCGACGGGAGGGACCAGCAAAAGAUCGCAGUUGGACAAGCCUGGCUCGCAUACAGGUACUUAUACUCCAAGCUCCGAUCGGAAGACGAACACCCAGAACAAAACCAGCUUGUCAUGAAUCAAGCACGAGAUGCAAUCAUGAACCUUCAGUGGCCCGGUCGCAUGCAGUAUCUGGACAUUGAGGCCCUCGUUCCAGGAGCUGGUCAGAUCCUUCUUGACGGCGCGCACAACGUUCAGGCUGCCGAGACACUUGCAAAAGUUGUAGAUCACGAGUUACGAGUGCGCGACGGACAGGGCAUCUCUUGGGUCAUUGGAUCUACACAAGGCAGAGAUAUCGCUGAGUAUCUGCGGAUCAUUCUCCGCCCCGGUGACCAGAUCGCAUGUGUCGAAUUCGGACCUGUAGAUGGGAUGCCAUGGGUCAAGGCGCUAUCCGCUGAAGACAUUCAGAAAGCCGCUUUACAGACUCAUCCUGAUAUCGAGGUAGAAUGCUUUGGGAAUGAUAUCACGAGAGCAUUACAAUGGGCGGUCGCAUCCAAGAAUCAGCUAGCUCGGCCUUCGGUCGUUACCGGCAGCCUUUAUCUCGUCUCUGACCUGCUUCGGUUGCUACGUCAAGCUGGCAGUGACGAACAUCUCCUCGGUCCCCAGCGUCACAAUCAGGAUGCUCAUUAGAUAUUGGAUGAAGUAGCGCCCUCACGUGGCUGAUCAGACUUGAGAAGCAUAGAAAAAUAAAUGUAAUAGAGUGUGGUAACGAG
Messenger RNA from Verruconis gallopava, 1642 nucleotides. RefSeq lists its product as uncharacterized. Gene Ontology annotation, biological process: folic acid-containing compound biosynthetic process. The record is from RefSeq and is a predicted model, not a curated record. Bases 228 to 1559 code for a protein of 443 amino acids. Lineage: Eukaryota; Fungi; Ascomycota; Dothideomycetes; Venturiales; Sympoventuriaceae. Gene Ontology annotation, cellular component: mitochondrion; cytosol; cytoplasm. The transcript is spliced from 2 exons. Gene Ontology annotation, molecular function: dihydrofolate synthase activity; ATP binding; tetrahydrofolylpolyglutamate synthase activity.